Molecule: messenger RNA, 650 nt
Organism: Sinocyclocheilus grahami
Lineage: Eukaryota; Metazoa; Chordata; Actinopteri; Cypriniformes; Cyprinidae
Product: secretagogin-like
Exons: 4
Coding region: 51-323 (90 amino acids)
Biological process (GO): regulation of long-term synaptic potentiation; regulation of presynaptic cytosolic calcium ion concentration
Cellular component (GO): terminal bouton; synapse; dendrite
Molecular function (GO): calcium ion binding
Source: RefSeq, a predicted model, not a curated record
UCCUCUCCAGAAUUCUGGCUCUGCAAGACAACUUCUUGUUGCAGUUCAAAAUGGAUGCCAGCAGUCAAGAGGAGAGAAAGAGAGACUUUGAGAAGAUCUUUGCACAUUAUGAUAUUAGUAAGACUGGAGCACUUGAAGGACCAGAGGUGGACGGUUUUGUCAAAGACAUGACGGAGCUCGUCAGGCCCAGUAUCAGAGGUGUUGAUCUGGAUAAAUUGCGUGAGGUUCUGCUGCGCCACUGUGAUGUGAAUAAAGACGGGAAGAUUCAGAAGAGUGAGCUGGCCCUGUGUUUGGGAGUAAAGCUUAAAUCACAUGCACACUGAAGUUCUCAAUUUUACUAUCAGUUGCUACAUUUUAAAGCUGAAUGUGGAAGGUGAAAACAUUGCGUAUUAUCUGUGAAUUGCUUGUUUCUCUGUUUUAAAAAAUGAUUCUGUUAUUUAAAAAGUUAUUCUGAAUUUAUCAUUUAUGGAAAUGUAAUAACUUUAAUGCUCUACUUUUGCAACAAUAAAAGUUAUCUCUGGUAAACAUGUAUGGCCAAAAUAGUGGUGACUUGAAUAUAUAACGCAGUGCAUCUGCUCCUCAUUAAAGGACAUUAAAGGAUUUAGUUUCAUGUCUUGUCUUUUUACAAUAAAUAAAUCAUUAAAUAAACC